AUGGCUCUGGCCCUGUGUGAGUCUGGCCGUAAACACAGUAUCAACAGAGACACACGGGACCAGUAUUUUAAAGCAUUUACAAAGGACUUUACAACCGGAGAAAAUUUUAAAGGGCCCGACAGAGAGCUGCGGACGGUGAGACAGGCCAUGAUCGACUUCCUGCAGAACCACACGGAAGGGAACAGGCCCCCUGCCUGCCCGGCCUUGGACCCGAUUCGGCCCAGUGACGUUUUUUCUCUCAUUGACAACCGUGACGGCCGUUAUAUGGCUAUUUUAUUUGAGAGCAACAGCUCGUAUGUUGGACGUGAGGUGAUUUUGGACCUGAUUCCGUACGAGAACAUCGCCGUGAAGAGAGCGCUGGCUGUGGAUGGAGCCGCUCUGGGGAAACUUGGCAUUUCUUCCGUCCCUUCGUGUUACUUGAUUUACCCAAAUGGGUCCCACGGGUUGAUUAACACCGCAAAGCCUCUCCGAUCGUUUUUUUCCUCUUAUUUGAAGUCGUUGCCAGAUGUGAGGAAAAAAUCACUUUCGUUGCCUGCGAAGCCAAACGAAGAAGAAAACUCUGAAGUCGUGGUGUGGAGAGAGUUUGACAGGUCUAGGCUGUACACAGCGGACCUGGAGUCGGGGCUGCAUUAUCUGCUGAGGGUGGAGCUGGCUGCUCACAGGUCUCUCGCUGGGGCCGAGCUGCGAGCACUGAAGGAUUUCAUCACCAUCGUAGCCAAGCUGUUCCCCGGGCGGCCGCCAGUCAGGAAGCUGUUGGAGAUGCUGCAGGAGUGGCUGGCCAACCUCCCCCUGGACAGGAUCCCCUACAAUGCCGUCCUCGACCUGGUCAACAACAAAAUGCGGAUUUCUGGAAUCUUCCUUACUAGCCAUAUAAAGUGGGUUGGAUGUCAAGGAAGCCGACCGGAGUUGAGGGGUUACACAUGUUCUCUCUGGAAACUGUUCCACACUUUGACCGUCGAAGCUGGAACCCACCCAAAAGCGCUGGAUGACACAGGCUUUGAAGGCGACCCACAGGCAGUGCUGCAGGUCAUCAGGAGGUACAUCCGCACCUUCUUUGGGUGUAAGGAAUGCGGGGAGCACUUUGAAGAAAUGGCUAAGGAGUCCAUGGACUCCGUGAAAACCCCAGACCAAGCAAUUCUCUGGCUUUGGAAGAAGCAUAACCUGGUUAACAGUCGCCUAGCAGGCCACCUGAGUGAGGACCCCAGGUUUCCAAAGGUCCCAUGGCCCACUCCUGACCUCUGCCCGGCCUGCCACGAGGAGACCAAGGGCCUGGACAGCUGGGACGAAGGCCAGGCGCUCCUGUUCCUCAAGCGGCACUACAGCAGUGACAACUUGGACCACACGUACUCAGCGGCCCUGGGCGGUGCUGGCGACGGGGGAGGCCUGGCCGAGGCCCCGGAACAGGAGGGAGGCCCUGCUCUUCCGGAGAAGCCUGGAGACCAGGGUGCCCGGAGUCUUCAUCCGCCCAGUGUGCCGCCUCCCAGACCGGGCCUGUCAGCGCGGCCGCGCCUCGGGCGGGGCUGGGCCGGGGCCCCUGGCCGCGGGGAGGCGGAGGCGGCCGUGCCCUUGCUGGGGAUGGGCUUCUCCAGCCUGGACAUGAGCCUGUGCGUUGUGCUCUACGUGGCUUCGUCCUUGUUCCUGAUGCUCAUGUUCUUCUUCUUCCGGGUGCGGUCCAGGCGGUGGAAAGCCCGGCACCACCACCCGGCCGUGUAGCGCCUUCGGGAGCGCAGCCCGGGCGCUGCGGUUCGUUCCACGUGCGGG
Hipposideros armiger (great roundleaf bat) is the source of this 1761-nucleotide messenger RNA. RefSeq names its product quiescin sulfhydryl oxidase 2 (gene QSOX2). Gene Ontology annotation, cellular component: Golgi membrane. Bases 1 to 1713 code for a protein of 570 amino acids. Gene Ontology annotation, molecular function: flavin-dependent sulfhydryl oxidase activity; protein disulfide isomerase activity. NCBI's taxonomy places the organism in Eukaryota, Metazoa, Chordata, Mammalia, Chiroptera, Hipposideridae. The transcript has 11 exons. Gene Ontology annotation, biological process: protein folding. The record is from RefSeq and is a predicted model, not a curated record.